Messenger RNA from Haemorhous mexicanus (house finch), 2019 nucleotides. RefSeq names its product purinergic receptor P2X 4 (gene P2RX4). Gene Ontology annotation, cellular component: nuclear inner membrane; plasma membrane. Gene Ontology annotation, molecular function: purinergic nucleotide receptor activity; ATP binding; extracellularly ATP-gated monoatomic cation channel activity. The record is from RefSeq and is a predicted model, not a curated record. Gene Ontology annotation, biological process: response to ATP; monoatomic cation transmembrane transport. Bases 198 to 1367 code for a protein of 389 amino acids. The transcript is spliced from 12 exons. Lineage: Eukaryota; Metazoa; Chordata; Aves; Passeriformes; Fringillidae.
CUAAUGGGUUCUGUGAUUCUGUGAAAACAGCCGUGAAAAGUCCGCGGCUGCCGGUGCCUCUGCCUCCCCAGCCUCGGGCAGUUUGCUCCGAGCCCCGGGGCUGCGGGAGCGCCCGGCGGGCGGCUCGGGGCGCUGUGCGGCUGCGGCCCGGCCCGGGACGCCUCUGUCCCGGCCGCCUUCCCGUCCCGGCCGCCGCCAUGGCGCUGUGCGGGGCUUUCCACAGCUUCCUCUUCGAGUACGACACCCCGCGCAUCGUGCUGAUCCGGAGCCGCAAAGUGGGGCUCAUCAACCGCGCGGUGCAGCUCGGCAUCCUCGCCUAUGUGAUCGGGUGGGUUUUUCUGUGGGAAAAGGGUUACCAGGAAACAGACUCUGUGGUCAGUUCUGUAACCAUGAAGGUCAAGGGUGUAACACUGACAAACACAUCCACCUUGGGGGCCAGGAUCUGGGAUGUAGCUGAUUAUGUCAUCCCUCCUCAGGGUGAGAAUACUGUGUUUGUCAUGACCAAUGUGAUCCUCACACUGAACCAGAGCCAAGGCCGCUGCCCAGAGCUCCCAGAUGAUCAAACAAAGUGCGAGGUGAAGAACAUCUGUGUUCCAGGAUAUGUCAGCACCCACAGCAGUGGCAUCCAGACUGGGGAGUGUGUUCCAUACAACAACAGCAUUAAGACCUGUGAAGUCUUUGCAUGGUGUCCCGUGGAGGAUGACUAUCACAUACCCAAGCCAGCAUUCCUGCGAGAAGCUGAGAACUUCACCCUUCUGGUGAAGAACAACAUUUGGUACCGCAAGUUCAACUUCAGCAAGCGAAACAUCCUCCCCACUAUCAACUCCACCUACCUCAAGAACUGCAUCUAUGAUGCCCAGACUGAUCCCUUCUGCCCUAUCUUUCGUUUAGGGAAAAUAGUUGAAGCUGCAGGGCAGGACUUCCAGGAAAUGGCUGUGGAGGGUGGAGUCAUGGCACUGCAGAUCAACUGGGACUGCAACCUGGACAGAGCCGCUUCCCACUGUGUGCCAAAAUAUUCCUUCCGGCGCCUUGACAACAAGGACUCUGCCCACACCGUCUCACCUGGCUACAACUUCAGGUUUGCAAAAUACUACAAGAAUAGUGAUGGCACUGAAUCACGGACGCUUGUCAAAGCUUAUGGCAUCCGCUUUGAUAUCAUAGUGUUUGGAAAGGCAGGAAAAUUUGAUGUAAUUCCUACCAUGAUUAACAUCGGCUCUGGCUUAGCGCUGUUUGGUGUGGCAACAGUGCUGUGUGACAUUGUUGUUCUGUAUUGCAUGAAGAAGAGAUACUUCUAUCGGGAGAAGAAGUACAAAUAUGUGGAGGAUUAUGAACUGGGAGUUGGUGAGACAUACGGAACAGACUCCUGAGCUCCUGGUGCUGCAGGACCAAUUGCUGCUCUAAACUGCUGCUGGGAACAUUUCUUGACCCUGCCAUGAGACCACCCCCUCCUUGCUGGAAGGAAGUGGGGAACCAAACUGAGAAAGGGACAAUCUUAACUACUCUUUACUACUUGGGAGUCAGUCCCAGGGAGAAGAACUGGGUCUGCUCUUUGUCUGCUGUCUUUCCAGGUUAUUUGCACUAAACACAGAGGGAAAAUUGUACUUUAUGCCAGACCUCUACACUGGCUGAGCCUGGGACAGAGACAGCUCUGACAUCAUCAUUUUGCCAGUCCUUCUGUCCCUGAGCUCACUGACACCAGAGGGCACAGGACAAUAGGCUCAGUUUUUCCUUAGAUUGACCAUGGCCACUGCCAGGAGGUGCCUAACCUUGGGACAGCAGCUCCUUGCUGUUGUCACUUUUCUUUCCCUGAAGGAUUGUGAACAUUAGCUGAGCUGGUACCUACUAUUUCAUUGGGGUCUUCAAGCUCCAGUGGCCACAGGCCAAGAUAAAGCAGAGUCUGGCUCCAUUGUGCUGUGAUGAAUGGCUUACUGGUUACAGAACUUUUCUUCUAUUUAGUCUAAUUUUUAUGCUAUUACUUUAAAAUUUACUUUAAUAAAAUACUACCUUCCUUCAACCCUC